Triticum turgidum subsp. durum (durum wheat) is the source of this 1845-nucleotide messenger RNA. NCBI's taxonomy places the organism in Eukaryota, Viridiplantae, Streptophyta, Magnoliopsida, Poales, Poaceae. The record is from the annotation of a GenBank genome assembly.
AUGGCCGAUUCGCCAAACCCUAGCUCCGGGGACCUCCCCUCAGCCGCCGGGAGCUCGCCCGAGAAGCCGUACCCCGCGGAUCGACGCGUCGCGGCGCUCGCCGGCGCGGGCGCGAGGUACAAGGCCAUGUCCCCGGCGCGGCUGCCGAUCUCGCGCGAGCCCUGCCUCACCAUCCCCGCCGGCUUCAGCCCCUCCGCCCUCCUCGACUCCCCCGUGCUCCUCACCAACUUCAAGGUUGAACCUUCACCAACAACUGGUAGUCUGAGCAUGGCUGCAAUUAUGCACAAGAGUGCUCAUCCAGACAUACUGUCUUCGCCACGGGAUAAGUCUAUUCGAGCCCAUGAAGAUGGGGGUUCUAGGGAUUUUGAAUUCAAGCCUCAUCUGAAUUCGUCUUCUCAAUCACUGGCUCCUGCUAUGAGUGAUCUAAAAAAACACGAGCAUUCUAUGCAAAAUCAGAGUAUGAAUCCCAGCUCAUCAUCUAGCAAUAUGGUGAAUGAAAACAGACCUCCCUGUUCACGCGAGUCAAGUCUUACAGUGAAUGUAAGUGCUCCGAACCAACCUGUUGGAAUGGUUGGUUUGACUGACAACAUGCGUGCUGAAGUUGGUACAUCUGAGCCGCAGCAGAUGAAUAGUUCUGACAAUGCCAUGCAAGAGCCGCAGUCUGAAAAUGUUGCUGACAAGUCAGCAGAUGAUGGCUACAACUGGCGCAAAUAUGGGCAGAAGCAUGUCAAGGGAAGUGAAAACCCUAGAAGUUAUUACAAGUGCACACAUCCUAAUUGUGAAGUAAAAAAGCUAUUGGAGCGUGCGGUUGAUGGUCUGAUCACGGAAGUUGUCUAUAAGGGGCGCCAUAAUCAUCCUAAGCCCCAGCCUAAUAGGAGGUUAGCUGGUGGUGCAGUUCCUUCGAACCAGGGUGAAGAACGAUAUGAUGGUGCGGCAGCUGCUGAUGAUAAAUCUUCCAAUGCUCUUAGCAACCUUGCUAAUCCGGUAAAUUCGCCUGGCAUGGUUGAGCCUGUUCCAGUUUCAGUUAGUGAUGAUGACAUAGAUGCUGGAGGUGGAAGACCCUACCCUGGGGAUGAUGCUACAGAGGAGGAGGAUUUAGAGUCGAAACGCAGGAAAAUGGAGUCUGCAGGUAUUGAUGCUGCUCUGAUGGGUAAACCUAACCGUGAGCCCCGUGUUGUUGUUCAGACUGUAAGUGAGGUUGACAUCUUGGAUGAUGGGUAUCGUUGGCGGAAAUAUGGACAGAAAGUUGUCAAAGGAAACCCCAAUCCACGGAGUUACUACAAAUGCACAAGCACAGGAUGCCCUGUGAGGAAGCAUGUUGAGAGAGCAUCGCACGAUCCUAAAUCAGUGAUAACAACUUAUGAAGGAAAACAUAACCAUGAAGUCCCUGCUGCGAGGAAUGCAACCCAUGAGAUGUCCGCGCCUCCCAUGAAGAAUGUCGUGCAUCAGAUUAACAGCAGUAUGCCCAGCAGCAUUGGCGGCAUGAUGAGAGCAUGUGAAGCCAGGAACUUCAGCAACCAAUAUUCUCAAGCCGCUGAAACCGACAAUGUCAGUCUUGACCUUGGUGUUGGGAUCAGCCCGAACCACAGCGAUGCCACAAACCAAAUGCAGUCUUCAGGUCCUGAUCAGAUGCAGUACCAGAUGCAAUCCAUGGCUUCGAUGUACGGCAACAUGAGACAUCCAUCAUCAAUGGCAGUGCCAACGGUACAAGGAAACUCUGCUGGCCGCAUGUAUGGUUCCAGAGAAGAGAAAGGUAACGAAGGGUUUACUUUCAGAGCCACACCGAUGGACCAUUCAGCUAACCUAUGCUAUAGCGGUGCUGGGAACUUGGUCAUGGGUCCAUGA